AUGAAGUGCUUCAGCGAAUUCUUAGCUCUUGCUAACAUGGAUGAGGAGUCAAUUGCUAGUAUUGCGAAGUCACUGCCUAUUCCUGAUGCUCUACCAAGUCAAAACGUUUACUCUUUGCUAACCGCCUUCUCCAUUUUCUUGCAAACUAAGCCAGGUGCUCGAGGAGGCCGUCUUGCUAAGGCUACUGUUGUGGACUAUAUGUCCCAAGUUGUGGACCUGCUCCGAGAGCGGUACCCUCUGUACUUGUCAGACAGCAAGCAAAUUGCGAAAAUACGCGACAAAAUGGGUUCAACGAUUCAGGAGCGACAUUUGCUAGCUGGCGUGCAGACUGGUGAAGCUCCAGGCUGCACGCUCAGCGACUUGCGUGUUCUGGUGCAGGAAACUGCGAUUAAGGGGAGCCAGCUAUCUAUGGCGGCAUCGGGGGAGCUGUUUCUGCAUCUAGCUCGAAUCAAGACUUCGGUGGUUCAAGGCAUCUCAAUUUACAAGGCUGCGACUAACUGGGAGCAGUGUAUGCUGCACGGCCUCGGAUUGCUGUUCGCCGGAGCGUCGGAGCCUUCCAGCUAUGUGUUCCCGCUAAACCUUGAAGAGAAAGCUGAACCAAAGAACGAGCCACCAGCAAAGCGCGUGAGAGGAAGGCCCAAUGUGUUCAAGUAUAUUAACGACGUCAUCACCAUGGUCUGCGAGCGCCAAGCCCAAGCCUCUGCCCCGCUGCCCCCGACUCUCACCGCAGGAUUGAGCAGCCACUCCUUGCGCCACGGCUCCGCAGCGUACGCGAACGCCUUACCUCAGCUUGCGACCCAGUGGAUCUCGACCCGGGGAGCUUGGCUGCUGGACUCGCUCACGAAGGCGUUCGCGUACGCGGGUACCACAAAUCGCGAGGACCAGAGUGUCGGCAAAGUCCUCGCUGGAUACCGAGACCCGCACCUGCCAUGCCUCUUCAAGAACGUCAGCGGCUUCACGGACACCACGCUCAACGUCGACGCCUUAGUCCUGGAUGCGGCGCUUGCGUCCCUGCUCAUCCAUCUUGACGACGUCGCGACGGCAGUCCAGCAGGAGCAGGCUGCUACAGGCUUCACAUCGCAUUACCUGUACCGCUUCCACAAAUCUCUGGACGCAACCAACACAGCGCUGGGAGCUCGGCUCUCGCUGGACACAUGCAUUGGUUGGGGUCGGCAGCUUCGCACGGCUUGGCAAACGGAGAACUUCGGGCAGCUGGGGGAACGCAGCAAUGGAAACACCACCGUACUUGCCGCAGCCGUCACCCAGAUGCUAUCGUCCGUCUCAACAAUGCAGCGCACACUUCAGAAGCUCGUCGCGGUCCAGGAGAGCAAGUCCGCCAGCGCGAUGGCCCCACAGGCGAGCACAGACGCCGUCGUUGAAGCGCACUCUCUUGCUGGCUGCUUCUACAACUGGUACACGCUGGAGCUGUGGCACACGGCAACCCAAAAGAAAGAGCAGCUUGUUCGCGCUGACCUCAAGGCAGGCGUCAACAUCAUGAUCAUAGCAGCAGGGCGAGAGUUCUCACGAAUGUAG
Messenger RNA from Phytophthora sojae, 1533 nucleotides. RefSeq lists its product as hypothetical. The record is from RefSeq and is a predicted model, not a curated record. The transcript has 6 exons. NCBI's taxonomy places the organism in Eukaryota, Oomycota, Peronosporomycetes, Peronosporales, Peronosporaceae. Bases 1 to 1533 code for a protein of 510 amino acids.